ACUCCGGGCGGAAGUCCCGCGAGCGUCGUGGCCGUGGCGGGCCGGUGUAUUCGCGCAGCGUACGCGACCGCGUGGGCCAUGGGGCGGCGGGCACGGGGACGGAGGCUCCAGCAGCAGCAGCAGCAGCAGCAGCAGCAGCAGCAGUGUCCCGAGGGUGCGGUAGAUGGAGCCGAGGGCGGCGGGAAACGCAGCCAGGCGGGUUGGGAAGGGGGAUACCCCGAGAUUGUCAAGGAGAACAAGCUGUUCGAGCACUACUAUCAGGAGCUGAAGAUCGUACCCGAGGGCGAGUGGGACCAGUUCAUGGACGCGCUCCGGGAGCCCCUCCCGGCCACGCUGAGAAUUACUGGUUACAAGAGCCAUGCAAAAGAGAUUCUCCAUUGCUUGAAGAACAAGUAUUUUAAGGAAUUGGAGGACUUGGAGGUGGAUGGUCAGAAAGUUGAAGUUCCACAGCCACUAAGUUGGUAUCCUGAAGAACUUGCCUGGCACACAAAUUUAAGUCGAAAAAUCUUGAGAAAGUCUCCACAGUUGGAACGGUUUCAUCAGUUCCUGGUUAGCGAAACUGAAUCUGGAAAUAUCAGUCGUCAGGAGGCUGUCAGCAUGAUACCACCCCUGCUGCUGGACGUUCAGCCGCAUCACAAGAUCUUAGAUAUGUGUGCAGCACCUGGAUCGAAGACCACGCAGUUGAUUGAGAUGCUUCAUGCUGACAUGAAUGUCCCCUUCCCAGAGGGAUUUGUUAUCGCUAAUGAUGUGGACAACAAGCGCUGCUAUCUGCUCGUUCAUCAAGCCAAAAGGUUGAGCAGUCCCUGCAUCAUGGUGGUAAACCAUGAUGCAUCCAGCAUUCCUAGACUCACAAUAGAUGUGGACGGAAGGAAAGAGAUUCUCUUCUAUGAUCGAAUUUUAUGUGAUGUCCCUUGCAGUGGAGAUGGCACUAUGAGAAAAAACAUUGAUGUUUGGAAGAAGUGGUCCACCUUAAACAGCUUGCAGCUGCAUGGCUUACAGCUACGGAUUGCAACUCGAGGUGCUGAGCAGCUGGCAGAAGGUGGGAGGAUGGUGUACUCCACUUGUUCACUGAACCCCAUCGAGGACGAAGCAGUCAUAGCCUCUUUGCUGGAGAAGAGUGAAGGUGCUCUAGAGCUUGCUGAUGUAUCUGGUGAAUUGCCAGGAUUGAAGUGGAUGCCUGGAGUCACACAGUGGAAGGUCAUGACAAGAGAUGGGCAGUGGUUUGCUGACUGGGACGAUGUUCCCCACAGCAGGCAUACCCAAAUCCGACCCACCAUGUUCCCACCAAAAGACCUAGAAAAGUUAGAGGAAAUGCACCUAGAGCGAUGCCUUAGAAUAUUGCCCCAUCAUCAGAAUACUGGAGGGUUUUUUGUGGCAGUAUUAGUCAAAAAAUCUUCAAUGCCAUGGAAUAAACGUCAACCAAAGGUGCAGGGCAGAUCUGCAGAGACCAGAGAAAUCACAACACCCAGCCCUGCAGCUCCCGUACAAGAGAGACCCAUAGACUCCUGCGAGGUGGAAAGUCAGUCAGUCACCGGAACUGGUGACACAGAAAUCACUCAGACAACUGAGAGCCUAGAGAAUAAUGAAAAUAAGAAAGAUGGCGUGUGUGGUCCUCCUCCAUCAAAGAAAAUGAAGUUAUUUGGAUUUAAAGAAGAUCCGUUUGUAUUUAUUCCUGAAGAUGAUCCAUUGUUUCCACCUAUUGAGAAGUUUUAUGCUUUGGAUCCUUCAUUCCCAAGGAUGAAUUUGUUAACUCGAACCACAGAAGGGAAGAAAAGGCAGCUCUACAUGGUUUCUAAGGAGCUGCGGAACGUGCUGCUAAACAACAGCGAGAGGAUGAAGGUUAUUAACACGGGGAUAAAAGUUUGGUGUCGAAAUAACAGUGGUGAAGACUUCGAUUGUGCUUUCCGAUUGGCACAGGAGGGAAUAUAUACAUUGUAUCCAUUCAUUAAUUCAAGAAUUAUUACUGUAUCCAUGGAAGAUGUGAAGAUACUGUUGACCCAGGAAAACCCGUUUUUUAGAAAACUCAGCAGUGAUACGUACAGUCAAGCCAAGGACCUGGUGAAGGGAAGUGUCGUGCUGAAGUAUGAACCAGAUUCCUCGAAUCCAGAUGCUCUUCAGUGUCCCAUUGUGCUGUGUGGAUGGCGGGGAAAGGCCUCCAUUCGAACUUUUGUGCCCAAGAAUGAGCGGCUUCAUUACUUGAGGAUGAUGGGGCUGGAGGUGUUGGGAGAGAAGAAGAAAGAAGGGGUCAUUCUUACCAAUGAGAGCAAGGUUGGUUCUGCACAGCGAGAGGACCAGGAGAGUACUGAGCCAAGAGCAGAAGAGGCUGAAAUCCUGGAUACCACCCCAGGCUGUGACCCAACUGCAGCCGAGCCACCCCGGUGAGGACACCUCUCACUAAACCGGCCCCCGCUGGCCCUUGAUGUCAGAAGCCAAAUUCAGAACCUCCUGAGCUGUAAAGUAUAUAUUUUUAAAGCAACAGACUUUCACCAUAACAUUGUCCUUCUGUCAGGAAAGAAUGCUGUCCUUGCAGAAAGUUCAGAUCCGUUUGUUCUGUAUUAAUCUCAAGGUCCAGUCUUUUUAAAAUAAUUAUUUAAAGGACAACUCCUUAUGAAGUCUUAGGGAACUGUACUGUAAGCUUUAAGAAUGAUUUUGAAUUGCAAGUUGGCUUUGCAGCAGUAACGAGUAGUGGAGUUGACAUGUGAGGCCUCAAGUGCCUUUUGAAUAAAGGGUGAAAUAAACUUUCUGAGUAUGAGUUCUGUUGGGAAUUGUGAUGGGGGGCUUUGAUGUGCUUUUUUAUGCAGGGGGUGUUGCUCAGUGUUUAUUUUUAAAUGGGGUCAAGGAUCCUCAGAAUGAUUAAAUAAAGAGCAGUUAAUGAUAUAUGUAUGCAUGUGAUUCUUGCUUUUGGUCUUGUGAAGCAGAAAGAAGAAAUAUGUUUGUAAAUGGACAUGGUAGAACCAAAGCCCUCUUGUCCUUGCCAGUAAAAGGAAUUGUAGAGAGGCUUCUUGCUGUCCAUUUGUCAGCCAGUAUCGUGGACAGCUGGUGAGGCUCUUCCCUUCCACAGCACGCUAGGACAGGUGUGAUGAGGUUGUGGCUCUGGCAGAGAAUCUGUAGUUGGUGCGGCCAGGCCCGUGCAUGUACAAAUCGAAUAUGGGUGGCAGUGAUGCAGCUUAUUAAGACAGGUGAUUUUAGAAGUGCAGUAGAGUGGGGUGCUGAGGCUCUGAGUCCUGUGGCCUGGUUUCAGCAGUUACUAGCUGUCCACCUUGAGCCCUA
Castor canadensis (American beaver) is the source of this 3270-nucleotide messenger RNA. RefSeq names its product NOP2/Sun RNA methyltransferase 2 (gene Nsun2). Gene Ontology annotation, cellular component: nucleus; cytoplasm. Gene Ontology annotation, biological process: tRNA methylation. The record is from RefSeq and is a predicted model, not a curated record. Gene Ontology annotation, molecular function: tRNA binding; tRNA (cytidine-N5)-methyltransferase activity. Lineage: Eukaryota; Metazoa; Chordata; Mammalia; Rodentia; Castoridae.